AUGCAGGUUCCGAACAGAGCGAUGGGAACGUAUGGAUACUCCGUGCGUAAUUACGCACCGGCAUGCGCUUCCCCGAAGCCUCCCAGCGGGAAAUCUUUCACCAUCGAGGCUCUGCUCGCCAAACCGGAGGAGACGAGUCCAACUCAGCACCAGCCUUCAACGCCGUUUCUGCCUCUGCCCAUUGCGCCCGCGCCGUACCUCUACUCACCCAACGUGCUGCACCCCACCGUCCACUCUCAGCCCGGAUAUUCUCUCUACUGCUGCCCGCCCUUCACCUACCAGACGUCGUGUCGCGGAGCAUUUUACGCACAAGCAACUAUGUCCAAAGUCAGCGCGGGGCUGCAUUCCUUUAAAACUAAAAAUGGGAAGUCGAAAAGGAUGCGCACCAGCUUCACCAGCGAGCAGCUGUCCCGGCUGGAGAAGGAGUUCGCCCGGCAGCAGUACAUGGUUGGCUCAGAGAGGUUCCUCUUGGCCUCUGCUCUGCAGCUCACGGAGGCUCAGGUAAAAGUGUGGUUUCAGAACCGACGCAUCAAGUGGCGCAAACAGAGUCUGGAACAGCAGCAGGCCAAACUGGCCAAACUGGGCCUGGCCGCUCCUCCAAAGAGUCCCGGAUCACAAGGCCACGCGGACGAAGUGGAUGAGGACGAGGAGUUCUCCGACUCAGAUGUGGACAUUGACGUGUCGGACGACUCCACAGAUCACUGA
Molecule: messenger RNA, 705 nt
Organism: Menidia menidia (Atlantic silverside)
Lineage: Eukaryota; Metazoa; Chordata; Actinopteri; Atheriniformes; Atherinopsidae
Source: the annotation of a GenBank genome assembly